Messenger RNA from Lycium ferocissimum, 1129 nucleotides. RefSeq names its product calcium uniporter protein 2, mitochondrial-like. Gene Ontology annotation, biological process: calcium import into the mitochondrion; mitochondrial calcium ion homeostasis. The record is from RefSeq and is a predicted model, not a curated record. The transcript is spliced from 2 exons. The coding region runs from base 55 to 1026 and encodes 323 amino acids. Lineage: Eukaryota; Viridiplantae; Streptophyta; Magnoliopsida; Solanales; Solanaceae. Gene Ontology annotation, molecular function: uniporter activity; calcium channel activity. Gene Ontology annotation, cellular component: mitochondrial inner membrane; uniplex complex.
UUAUAUUAUGACCCUAAAUCAAAAUCAAAAGCAAUCUACAAUCCCUAUAUAUCAAUGGCGUUCAAGAAAACACUACCACAACGUAUUUUUAGUGCAUACAAAUUUAGUGCACCAUCUCUAACAACAUGCCGUAUUAAUGCUUCUUCAUCAACGGUGCAAACAAAAUUCCCUGUUUUUACGAGUCCUGAUACAAUUAUAACGCCUGAUCCCCGGCGAUUCCUUCACCAAUCACUGGCAUCCUCGCCAGGGAUCAGGUCACUACCCACCGGAGAAAAACUCCGCGAAAAAUUACGUGUGAUGGACAUAAUGAGACUUAAUGGACUCUUGCAUCCGCGGGCUCCACCCAGACAGGAGUUGGAUGUGGGGUCCGUGGCGGAUGCAAGAAAGAUUUUGAGGUUGUCUCAACUUGAGAUGUUGAAAUUGAGGCUAAGGAAAAUUGAUAAGAGUUGGAUUUUGUGCUCUGAAUUUAUUCAAAUAUGUAAUGAAACAUGUUCGAAUGAUGAUCAAGGAAUGGAGUUUGCUAAGAAGUUGGAUGAAUCGGGAGAUGUGAUGGUUUUGGGAAACGUUGUUUUUCUCAGGCCUGAUCAGGUAGUACGAGCCAUGAACGAACUAAUGCCAAUUCCCUUAGCCAACCCAAAUCAUGACACAGAAACAAUCAAGGAGCUUCAACAAAUGAAGGAACAAAAAACAGUUAUUGACAAGAAAGCAGAAUCAUUGGUACGUAGGGAGAUGUGGUGUGGACUUGGCUUCUUUGUAAUUCAGACAAUAGCUUUUAUGAGGUUCACUUUUUGGGACCUAACAUGGGAUGUUAUGGAACCAAUUUGUUUCUACCUCACGUCUACAUAUUUCGUAGCUGCUUAUUCUUUCUUCCUUAAGACAUCCAAAGAGCCUUCUUUUGAAGGGUUCUUCCAGGCACGUUUUAGUACAAAGCAGAAACGACUCAUGAAAGUUCAUAAUUUCGAUCUUCAAAGGUAUAAUCAGCUCCGGAGAGCUCACUAUCCUCACUCAUCGCCAGUUAAUUGGUAACGAGGGUACUUGAAUCUCUUCUGAGGUAGAAGGGAAAAAAGAAGAAGGAAAGAAGAUACUACAAUAAUUUUUCUUCCUCGUUUUUUCUUAAUCUUUUCUCCUU